GGAGAGAGGGGCGAUGGCCGCCGGUGGAGCAGGAUGCGGGGAAACGGUGGAGCAGUGCCGGGCCGAGGUGGAGCGUCUGACACGGGAGCUGGCGGAGGCGAACCGGGAGAAGGUCCGUGCGGCGGAGUGCGGGCUGGUGGUCCUGGAGGAGAACCAGAGCCUGAAGCAGCAGUACGCGGACCUGGAGGCCGAGCAGGAGGCGCUCAAACAGGAGCUGGAGCAACUGCAGGAGGCGUUCGGCCAGGCCUACUCCACCCAGCGUAAGGUGGCAGAGGAUGGAGAGACCAACGAGGAGACGCUGCUGCAGGAGUCAGCCAGUAAGGAGGCGUACUACAUGGGCCGGCUGCUGGAGCUGCAGAGAGAGCUGAAGCACAGCCGGGCCACCGCAGCCAACUGCCAGACCGACAACGAACACCUGAGCGGGCUGCUGCAGGAGCUCAGGGAGGGCAACGAGAUGUUGGAGCUGCAGAGGAGUCGCAUGCGAGAGGAGAUCCGAGAGUACAAGUUUCGAGAAGCUCGGCUCCUGCAGGACUACACGGAGCUGGAGGAGGAGAACAUCUCUCUGCAGAAGCUGGUGUCCACGCUCAAACAGAACCAGGUGGAGUAUGAAGGCCUGAAACACGAGAUAAAGGUCCUGGAGGAGGAGAUGGAGGUCCUGAACAGCCAGCUGCAGGACGCUCUGCGGCUGAAGGACAUCUCAGACGGUCAGCUGGAGGAGUCGCUGGAGUCUUUGAAGAGCGAGCGCGAGCAGAAGAACCACCUGCGCAGGGAGCUCGUGCACCACCUCAGCAUGUGUGAUGUAGCCUACACCGGCAGCGCCCACCUGACCUUCACCUCCGCCCCGCCCAGCGGCAACGCCACCCCAACUACUCUGAUGUCCCCCAACACAGAGGAGCCAAGCAGGUGUAACGGUCACCUGCAGGGUGGGACUGCAGCAGGGACAGCAGCCGGGUCGGGGUCCAGGUCCAACGGAGAGUACCGGGCAUCGGGUCGUAAAGCUGAGGGGGCGUCAACAGCGGACCUCUUCAGUGAGCUGAACCUGACGGAGAUCCAGAAACUCAAACAGCAGCUGAUGACGGUUGAACGUGAGAAAGCAGCCCUGACGUCCAGCCUGCAGGAGUCCCAGGCUCAGCUCCAACACACCCAGGGGGCCCUGACGGAGCAGCACGAGAAGACCCUCCGCCUGAGCCAGAGGGUCAUUACCCUCCGCCGCCUGCAUCGUCGGGCCCAGCUCCACCAGGAGGCCUACAGCAGCACCACCCUCCACCCUGAGGCCCUGAUGGAGCUGGACCGGGAUGAGAGGGAGGCAGCGGAGGAGGAGGAGGGAAAACCAGAGGAGGAGAAGAGUGAGACUCUAAACAAAAGUCAGGUGUUUUCAUAUCAGACGCCCGGUCUGGAAAUCAUGCAGUGUAAGUACCGUGUAGCUGUGACGGAGGUAGUGGAGCUCAAGGCGGAGGUGAAAGCGCUCCAUGACAGACUGGCUCAGAGUGCAGCGGAGGAGAAGCCGAGGAGAAACAGUCUGCUCCAGAAGAUGGAGAGGCAGGUGGCCUCUCUGGAGAAGAGCUGCAGGGAGGGACGGGAGAAGAUUUCCUCCCUGGAGGCGGAGUUACAGACGGCUCAGUCAUCAGCCAAUGAGAGCCAGGGGGCGUUGACCGCAGCUCAGGACGAGUUGGUGACGUUAAGUGAGGAGCUGGCCCAGCUGUACCACCACGUUUGCCUGUGCAACAACGAGACGCCGAACCGCGUCAUGCUGGACUACUACAGACAGGGCCGAGGGCUCAGAGGCCUCAGUGCCAGUCUUAAAGCCAUGUCUUCAGACAACAGCAAGGUUCUCCUCACACCUCGCCUCGCCCGGCGACUGGCCGCUGUCGCCUCCUCAACGUUGACUCCUGCGGAGUCCCGGAGCCCCUCGGAGUCUCCAUCAAGAGAGCCCCUAUCGAGGGAGGGGGGCAAAGAGGAGAAGGAGGGGGACAGGGAGAGUCUCCAGGUCCCCUCUGAGCAGAGCCUGCCUCCAACCCGCUCACCCAGCAUCAGUGCCUCUUCUUCAUCGUCAUCAUCAUCCUCGCCCGCCCUGGAGCCAGCCGGUGAGCUGCGCAGGGAGCCAAUGAACAUCUACAACCUCAACGCCAUCAUCAGAGACCAGGUGAAACACCUCCAGCGGGCAGUGGACCGAUCUCUGCUGCUGUCCAGGCAGAGAGCUGCAGCCCGAGAACUGGCUCCUCUCCUGGAUAAAGACAAGGAGAGCUGCCUGGAGGAGAUCCUGAAGCUCAAGUCUCUGCUGAGCACCAAGAGAGAGCAGAUCGCUACGCUCAGACUGGUGCUAAAGGCCAACAAACAGACAGCAGAGGGCGCUCUGGCCAACCUGAAGAGUAAGUACGAGGCGGAGAAGUCGAUGGUGACCGACACUAUGAUGAAGCUGAGGAACGAGCUGAAGGCCCUUAAGGAGGACGCCGCCACUUUCUCGUCUCUGCGGGCCAUGUUUGCCACCAGGUGUGACGAGUAUGUGACCCAGCUGGAUGAGAUGCAGAGGCAGCUGGCUGCGGCUGAGGAUGAGAAGAAAACUCUGAACUCCCUCCUGCGGAUGGCCAUCCAGCAGAAACUGGCCCUCACGCAGCGUCUGGAGGAUUUGGCCUUCGAUCAGGAGCAGACCAGCCGCACCCGUGGUAGCCGGCUGACCCGCAGGAAGACCAUCACCCCCAAAAUCGUCAGUAGCCUUCUGCCACAGUGCCGCUCCUCGUUCCCUCCUCACAGCUGAAGGUUUGAGUCUCCUCAGCUCCUCUUUCAGCACGUCGACCCCUUGUGGUUCACCCAGCAGACGCCCACCAUGAGUGCCUCCUGUCUGGACUUCUCUUUUUCCUCCAUCUCAACAACACCUGACCCCUAAACUCUGUGACACCGUCGACCCUGAAAUCCUACCCACGAUGCCUACACAGAGAGUGCCUGGCUCACACUUUUACAUUUCUUUGGACAGGCUGAAGAUCUUCUCCGACAUUUGCAACUGCCAGCAGAGCCUCAUGAACUCACAGACCGACCUGCAGACACAUAUUCAUCCAUGUACUCAUUAUUAAGACUGAUUUGAAUCAUUGAAAUCAUAUGAAAUCCUGUUUUCUGUCACACUAAGUGGUUACUGUGUGUGUGCGUAAGCACAAACAUUAAUUUGAUGUGUGUAUCUGUAUCACUACAGGAGAAUAUCACCAUGCUAGUAUGCUAACCUUUGUGUGCAUGUGCAGCUGUGUAGGCUGAUGCUUCAAUCAUUGCUGCUUCUUUUAACUCAUAUAUUAAGUCAUUACACUGCAUUGUUUUUGAUGUUUACUCAUACUAUUCAUGCAUGUAAAGUCUACAUUAAAAAAUUAGAAAAAUCUCCUGUAAGAAAAGCACAAACUGAAGCAAUGCAUUCCAGAAACAUCUUCUCUGUGUCUUUUAGCAUCGUGUCCACAGCUGCAGAACGCGGACGUUAAACUCAUCAUGUGUUCUUUGUGGAGGUGACAGUGUUUAUCACAGUGACAGUCAGCCUCCUGUUUGAUGUCACUGUAAACUUUAUCUUUACACAAAUGCGUUUCACUUACUCGCAGCGCUCAACCAACUGCCAAAAACAAAGGCCAACAGGAUCGGACUGAUGAGCUGGAGUCUGCAGCGGAAGUAAUGUGAAACUUUACGAGCUUUGAUCUGGGUUUUGUCCUGCAGGUCAGACGCACUGAGAGAGCUUCCUCACUUCACGUCUGCACCACACUGCUGUGUAACACUCAAACAGGAAGGAUUCACAACCUGCAAGUUGACCUGCGACGCGUCCUGGAGGAACAGGUGGAGGCUUUAGCAGCAAACCCGAACACUGCAACACUAAAAUCACAGAGACGUUUUAUGACUUUUUAUUCCCCUGAGUCAGUCAGACUGUCCGCUGUUGAUUCUUUUACUUGCUUGGUACAAAAUGAAAUCUGUGAAGAAGAUGACUCAGCAUUAAAAAAAGCAAUAUUGUUGUCAAAUUGAAAUAAACGACUGAUAUUAA
Molecule: messenger RNA, 4003 nt
Organism: Labrus bergylta (ballan wrasse)
Lineage: Eukaryota; Metazoa; Chordata; Actinopteri; Labriformes; Labridae
Product: protein bicaudal D homolog 1
Biological process (GO): positive regulation of receptor-mediated endocytosis
Molecular function (GO): dynein intermediate chain binding; dynein complex binding; cytoskeletal adaptor activity
Source: RefSeq, a predicted model, not a curated record